CCAGCUCUCCCUUAGCCUCCUCUCCUCCAGCUGUUGGCUCCACAGUGAAGGCCAACGGGUGAGAGGAACAGACAGAAAAGCAACAAAAGAGACGACGACAGGAGGACUCAGAAGGAGAAGAGGAGGGGACGCAUAAUGAGAGAAGAAGGAGAAGGAGAAACCCAUUCCAGCUGUGAUUCUCCAACAAAUCGAGCCGUGAGAACUUGGAUUUUUCCGCUGAGCGCCAAGGGAACAAACAUUCACUUCUGACAUUCUUCUGUCCACCAUCAGCUGUUUUUCUUUUGUUUCAUAAACUUGUUGUACAUAGUUGAACCCAGAGUUCACUGGAUACAGAUAUUUGUUUUUGGAUCCAUUUGAAGACGAAACAUGAGCGGAGACAACUCCACUCUGCUGGACAGCUUGCUCUUCCCGCCUCUCUGCGACGGCUGGACCAACAACACCGAGGGCGCCAUCUACCAUUUGGGCAACGCCAUGCUGUUCCUGGGCUACAUGGGCGGCAGCGGCGCCUACGGGUGCCUCUUCAUCUUCGGCUUCCUGGUUCCGGCCCACACCUGCCUGACCCUGUGGGGCUGGAUGACGGUGUGCGGCCUGGACGUCUUCACCUGGCACCUGCUGCUGCUGCUGGCCUGCCUGGUCCAGAUCUGCCACCUGCUCUGGCGGCUGAGGCGGGAGGGCGUGCGCGGCGAGGAGCUGACGGCCCUCUACCAGGCGGUGUACCUGCCGCUGGGCGUGCCCGUCCAGGUGUUCAAGGAGAUCACGGGCGCCUUCGAGAACAAGGUGGUGGAGGUGAAGGCCGGGGAGACGUACGCCGUGGAGGGAAAGACGCCCAUCGACCGGCUCUCCUUCCUGCUGUCGGGGAGGGUCAGUGUAUCUUUAGAGGGACAGUUCCUUCAUUACAUUCACCGCCAUCAGUUCCUCGACUCUCCAGAGUGGGAGUCUCUCCGACCAAACGAGGAGGGAAAGUUCCAGGUGACCAUGACAGCAGAAGAAGACUCCCGCUACGUCUCAUGGCGACGCCGGCGCCUCUACUUGGCGUUAUCGAAGGACCGCUACGUCUCCCGCAUCUUCUCCGUCAUGCUCGGCUACGACAUCGCCGAGAAGCUCUACAACCUCAACAACAAGCUCUACAUCAAGAGCGGCGUGCUGCUGGACAUCCGCCUGCCCAGCCUCUACCACGUGUUGGCGCCAUCCUCAACCGGCAGCGAGGGCGGCAGCGGCAGCGGCAGCGAGGGAGGCCUCGGGAAAGACCAGCAGCAGGGAGAAAACCCGGCACCGGCCUUCGAAAUGUCGGAUCCGGAUCAGUUUCAACCGGUCCUCCAGGGACCAGGGACAUCCUCCAAGGACGAACCCGAGGCCCCGAAGCAUGAGCGACAUCAACACCCGUGGGCGUCAGACCCCGACCUGCCCACCGACAGUGACAGUGACGGUGAUCUACCACCUCGGUUCCAGCGAGGCAGAGCUCCGCUGGCUCCGACCGACACUCCCAAACUGUGAGAACAGAACCUCCUGGAAGAACACGACGUUAUCUACAGUGAAGCAGAACGAAUGGGUCACAUGACACUCGUUACGACGCCGACUCCUCCUCGCUCUUCAUCCCUGUUCUCACUUCACAUCAUCUGUCCUGAGCAUGAAGAGAAAUGUUUUUUAAUGUGGUAUAAAAUGAUUUUCUGGUCUGAUUUCAAGUCUCUUAAGACACCAUGAAGCUCGGAAAACCGCCUUAAAAUCAUAAAGACAGCGGGACCCAACACAUUUAUUCAAUAAAAGUGAAACAUCUAGAUAUUUAAUGAUCAUGGCAUUUACAAAAAUCUAUAAUUUAACCAAUGAGAGGCUCUGUAUUGUUUGUGUUUCUGUAGCUGCACUCAGAGACAAACAUCUGUCCGAUUAAAGAUGGACACUUGCAGAUAAACUGUGUCCAACGUUUAAUAAAUUAAUUAAAUUAAAUGAAUAUAUAAUUAAAUUACAUACAAUUUAAUUUAAUAAAAUAAAAUAAAAUCUUAAUUAAAUCCAACUUUAGUGGCAAUGCAACACUGAGGACAGAGGAACGUCCUGAAAUAUUAUUAUUUUUUGUAAUAGAAAUGGAUUCUGUGCCACUGAAGCAGAUGAAUUUGGUUUUCAUCUCACUUAUAUUUGAUGUUAAAACACAUAUGUUUGAUAAGGACUUCACAUGUGUUUCCACAUAUAAGACUCUUGAUUUAACUCAGUAAUGAUCCACACAUUUUCUAGAUUAUACAGAAAAUAUUUAGUUUUGCAUACUUCUCAAGAUCUUUCCAGACACAUAUAUGAAGAGUUUCGAUUUUUUCCAUUUCACUUAAAUGUUUAUUUUAUUUAUCUUAAUGCACCAUCUGGAGGAAAACCUUUUACUUCAUCUUUGGCGAUAUAUUCGAUGCCUGUAGACCAUGUUUUUUAAAAAUGUUUGUAACUUGAGUAUGUAAAUUGAGUAUUUCAUACACACAUGUAAACUGUGAAUAACAUUAUUUGUCCUGUUAUUGACUUGCAAAAUACAGAGAUGGGACUAAAGUGGAAAAGGUUGUUAAGUAUUUUUAUGGGGCCAAGAUUUCUCCAUAAAGCUCUUUGUGUGCAGUGAAAAUGUUGUUCGUUUUCUGUGAGUGUUUACUUCCUGUCAGACCAGACAACACUGAUAGUGAUUUAUCUCCUCUUGAGCUCAUAUUUGAUGGUGGAAUAAUCUGCAAAAUAUUCUUCCGAUGACUGUUAAUUAGUUAGAAAGUAGAAGUAAAUUUAUUUUUGUGUUGAUUUUGGCGGUCCCUGUGGACUAAACUGGUACUGUUUUACCAGACUCCCUUUAGAAAACCUCCCAUUUUACUGCAGCAGGGUCUGACAGUCUGACCCGCUCAGUCCUGGUUCUGGUUCUCCUGU
Molecule: messenger RNA, 2874 nt
Organism: Anoplopoma fimbria (sablefish)
Lineage: Eukaryota; Metazoa; Chordata; Actinopteri; Perciformes; Anoplopomatidae
Gene: popdc2
Product: popeye domain containing 2
Exons: 4
Coding region: 367-1494 (375 amino acids)
Cellular component (GO): sarcolemma
Molecular function (GO): cAMP binding
Source: RefSeq, a predicted model, not a curated record